Messenger RNA from Pyricularia pennisetigena, 1488 nucleotides. RefSeq lists its product as uncharacterized. Bases 1 to 1488 code for a protein of 495 amino acids. Gene Ontology annotation, molecular function: glycerol-3-phosphate dehydrogenase [NAD(P)+] activity; NAD binding. Lineage: Eukaryota; Fungi; Ascomycota; Sordariomycetes; Magnaporthales; Pyriculariaceae. Gene Ontology annotation, biological process: glycerol-3-phosphate catabolic process; carbohydrate metabolic process. Gene Ontology annotation, cellular component: nucleus; glycerol-3-phosphate dehydrogenase (FAD) complex; cytosol. The record is from RefSeq and is a predicted model, not a curated record. The transcript is spliced from 2 exons.
AUGCUUUCUCUCCGGACUGCACUCGCUCCAGCCCUUCGAACAGGCUUGCGCCAUCGCCUUCAGGUUCCUUUAUUGAUCUGUUGUCCCAAAAGUUUACCGACCAGGAACAUCACUCUCGAAAGGCAGCUCCCCGCUUUAUCUCCUUCUGCCUCCUUCUCUGCCGUGCGAACUACCGCAACCAUGGCUUCACUCGGGAGCUACGAGAAAAAACACAAGGUUACGGUCAUUGGAUCCGGGAACUGGGGAUCCACCAUUGCCAAGAUUGUGGCCGAGAGCACAAGAGAACACAAGGAUGUUUUUGAAGAAGAUGUGCAGAUGUGGGUGUUUGAGGAGAAGGUUACAAUCCCAAAGGACUCGCCAUACUACGAGAGCGACGAGCCGCAAAAGCUUACAGAGGUGAUCAACAAACAUCACGAAAACGUCAAGUACCUCCCUGGUAUCAAACUGCCAUCCAACAUCAUUGCCAACCCCUCGCUCACCGAUGCUGUCCGCGACUCGUCGGUGCUGGUGUUCAACUUGCCACAUGAGUUCCUUGGCAAGGUUUGCGAGCAGCUCAAUGGUCACAUUGUACCAUUCGCCCGAGGGAUAUCUUGCAUCAAGGGCGUGGACGUGUCGGGCUCUGGCAUCAACCUUUUUUGCGAGGUCAUUGGCGAGAAAUUAGGCAUCUACUGUGGUGCACUGUCCGGAGCCAAUGUGGCGUCUCAGAUCGCUGCGGAGGAGGGCGUCAGCGAGACCACAAUCGCUUACGACCCGCCACCCAUUGAUAGCAGCCGCGCGGCUACUCCCCGCGAUCGGUCGCCUAACUACGACUCCACCAGCGCAAACAAGCUUCCUGACUUGACCGUGACGUCGGCCGACUCCAACGGGAAAGACGACAGGGGCCGCAGGACCAAGGCGAAAUUGACGCCUGUACCCGAGUCGUAUCCGCCACUCGACCACGAGACACUGCAAAUUCUUUUCGACCGUCCCUACUUUUCCGUUUCUAUGGUGUCAGACGUGGCUGGCGUGUCGCUCAGCGGUGCCUUGAAAAACAUUGUCGCCCUCGCUGCCGGAUUUGUUGACGGCAAGGGCUGGGGUUCCAAUGUGCAGUCGGCAGUGAUCCGAGUUGGGCUCGCAGAAAUGCUCAAGUUCGCUCGCGAGUUCUUUGGAGAAUCGGUCGAUCCGUUCACGAUUCUGCUCGAGAGUGCCGGCGUGGCUGAUGUCAUCACCUCGUGUAUCAGUGGAAGGAACUUCCGUUGCGCGAGCAUGGCAGUCAAGCGAGGUGUAUCCGUUGCUGAGAUCGAGGAGAAGGAACUCAACGGACAGAAGCUGCAGGGUACAUCCACUGCCAAAGAAGUAAACAGCUUAUUGAAGGCGCGUGGCAGGGAGGGCGACUAUCCCUUGUUCACCACCGUCAACGAAAUCCUCGAUGGCAAGGCGAAUGUGGAUAACCUUCCCAAGCUCGUGAUUCGACAAAAGCACACCAUUGAGAAAUCAGGCAGUAAAUAA